GUCAGAAUAGAAGCGUCCAAAGGAGUCAACAUGGCGGCGGGCGACUCGAAUGAAGAAAACUCUCGAGGAAAAAUGAAAAUUGACGGCUGAGAGUUGGUUAUCUAGAGUGACAUCUUGCAGAGAUCAGUGCUUCCAUCACGAGUGUCUUCCAUACCAGAGAACAAGAUGCUAUUCGAGGACCCAGACUUCCCAGCGAGUGACUCAGCACUGUAUUACAAAGGCAGCUCGGAGAAUGUUGGACAGAUAGUCUGGAAAAGACCACAGGAGCUUGUUGCAGACCCCGUGCUGCUCCCAGCUGAAGGUGACCUGUGUGUACAGGAUGUGGUGCAGGGCAGGCUGGGAGACUGCUGGUUCCUGUGUGCCUGCGCUGCCAUUGCACCACAUAGACAACUCAUACAGAAGGUUAUACCAGUCCAGCAGAAAACCUGGGGUGACCAGGAGUACAACGGGAGGUUCCGCUUUGCGUUCUGGAAGUUUGGGAAGUGGACAGAAGUGACCGUUGAUGAUAGACUUCCCUGUAGAGACGGCAGGCUGGUCUACUCCAGAUGUGCCAACAGAUGUCACUUCUGGCUCCCCCUGCUGGAGAAAGCCUAUGCCAAAUUGCACGGAUGUUAUGAGGCUAUAGUUGCAGGACAGGUGUGCGAUGCACUAGUGGAUCUGACAGGGGGCGUUGCUGUGAAGAUCCCCCUGAAAAUCCCACCAUCACAGUUGGCCGAUCGACUUCUCAGGGUCCAUAGAAAAGGGAUGUUGCUGACAUGUUCAACAAACCAUCCUGAAGUACUGCACACUAGUGGGAUCAGCCAACACAGUGAGGAAACAUGCCAGAUACAUGCACACAACAUCACUUCUGUACAACAGCGUCCUGUGACUGUGAGGGGGCCCAGCCAACAUAAAGACGAACUGUGCCAGCCACAUGCCUACAACAUUACGUCAGUACAACAGGGAACUGGGGAAUCAGAAGGAGAUGUCUGGCUGAGUCUGCAUAACCCCUGGGGAGGACAAACACCCACAUACUCCAGGAUGAAAUUUGCAGACUUCUGUCAGGAGUUCCAUGAGGUCACCAUCGCCUCUCCUGUUCCUGACCUACAGCUCUUUGACCUCGCUACCAGUUGCCAUGGCAACAACCAUGAAACCUUGGAAAUUCAUGAGGAGAGCGUGGAGGGAUGCUGGGAGUUGGGCGUGUCUGCCGGGGGUUGCCGUAACAACCUGGAGACCUAUCCCACAAAUCCCCAAUACCUGCUCACCAUACAAGCUUCUUCGGAUAACCGAGCAAGUGACUGUGAUGACCAGGAGUGUUUUGUACUGCUGACCCUGAUGCAGCAGACCAACAGACUCCAGCCAGCGUGGAAGUCACAGGAAAAAGCAGUGGGGAUACAUGUCUGGCAGGCAGGAGACACGCCUACAAGACUGACCGCUCCAGACUUCAUCAAUGAUGAACCCGUUGCCAUGACAACCCCUCCCCAUGCCCAUGCCAGGGAAGUGACCCUGACCUGCCUGCUGAAGCCUGGAGCCUACAUCAUCAUCCCCAACACUUUCCAACCUGACGUCGGGAAGGGAUUUCUGCUGAGAGUUUUCUCAUCGUGGCCAUUUGAACUCAGGGAACGUCCAUCCAUGUUGCUAGGUAACAGCCAUGCCCCAGGUCUGCCCCGCCCACCAGGACACGCCCUAACCUUCCAUGGCCAGUGGGAGGCAGGUGUGAAUGCUGGGGGCUGCAGGAACUACAAAUACUUCUACACCAACCCACAGUACUUCUUCUGUGUACCCACAGGAGAUGAAAACGUCAAAACUGUAACAAUCACACUGCUACAGGAGAAACAGCCAAAGUUACCUUAUAUGUGCCAUGCUGCUGCUUUUCAUGUCUACAAGGUUGACAAGUGUGAAAGAAUCACCGACAGGGAGUUCUUCAAGAAGGCAGAUGUUGGGAACUGCGUUCCUCACCAGUAUCUGACCAGGGUGUCCAAACAGUUGGUCCUACCAGCUGGGUGCUAUGUCGUCGUGCCUUCCACUCACCAGCCAAACUGUGAGGGGAAAUUCGUCCUUUCCGUUGCCUUUGAUUGAUUGCUGCUAUGUAAUAGCCUAGAAACAUUAUUAUCGUUGUUGAAUGAAAGGAUCAAUAGAAAAUGUUAAUGGGACAGUUUCAAGAGGGCGACCAAGCAAAGGUAGUCUUAUGAAAGUACAUGUACCUAAGCCCUUCAAGACCAAGACUAGCUUGCAACAGAGUGAACUGGGGACAGUCAAGGGAUGGGUUCCCCUUUUACCAGUGAAAUUACACCCUGAGUUGAUGAUGUUAUAAAGUUAUGUAUUUACGGGUAAUACUAUGAUAUAAUAAUUUAUUAGAAAGAAUGUUGCAAUU
Messenger RNA from Branchiostoma floridae (Florida lancelet), 2353 nucleotides. Its product is annotated as calpain-10-like. Gene Ontology annotation, molecular function: calcium-dependent cysteine-type endopeptidase activity. The coding region runs from base 166 to 2058 and encodes 630 amino acids. Lineage: Eukaryota; Metazoa; Chordata; Leptocardii; Amphioxiformes; Branchiostomatidae. Gene Ontology annotation, cellular component: cytoplasm. The transcript is spliced from 15 exons. Gene Ontology annotation, biological process: proteolysis. The record is from RefSeq and is a predicted model, not a curated record.